Motacilla alba alba is the source of this 1706-nucleotide messenger RNA. RefSeq names its product tetraspanin-15-like. The record is from RefSeq and is a predicted model, not a curated record. Gene Ontology annotation, cellular component: membrane. The transcript is spliced from 10 exons. Bases 481 to 1428 code for a protein of 315 amino acids. NCBI's taxonomy places the organism in Eukaryota, Metazoa, Chordata, Aves, Passeriformes, Motacillidae.
GCAGCGGCUCCUCCGCCUUUCCAGGCGCUCCCAUCCCAAAUUUCCCUCCCCCCAUCCCCUCUCCCACCUUUUUCCCCCCCAAAUCUCCCCGGACACUUUUGGGGCGCGACUCCAAAAUCAGCGGGAAUUGAACGAUCCCGCCCGACUUCGUAUCCAGGGAUUUGAACUCCGCUGCUGCCAGAUCCAUCCCGGCCCUGCUGCUCCAGCCGGGAAUUGUGCCAGGAAUGCUGCCGGGAAUUGUGCCAGCAGCGCCCCCCGCUUUCCCCUCGGGAAUUCCGCUCCUCCUCGGGAUGGAGCCGCUUUUCCUCCCGGGGAAGCCGCUCCGCUGCGGCCGCGGGUGAUCCCAAAUCCCGGGUUUUUGGGCAGAGGAGCCGCUCCCAGGAAUUGCAGCCUGAAAGAGCCGGGGGUUCCAAAUCCCUGCGGGAAUUGCAGCCGGGAGGAUCCAGGGGUUCCAAUUCCCCGCAGGAAUCGCAGCCCGGCAUGGCCCGGACCUGCCGCGAGUCCCGUUUUUAUUACUACGGCAUCAAAUUCUCGCUCUCCGCCUACGCCACGCUCUUCUCGCUGCUGGGGCUGCUGCUGCUGGCCGUGGGGAUCUACGCCGAGGCGGAGCGGCGGCGGCACCGCACGCUGGAGGGGAUCUUCCUGGCGCCGGCCGUGCUGCUGCUCCUGCUGGGAGCCGGCGUCUUCCUGGUGUCCUUCGUGGGAAUGGUCGGCAGCCUCCGCGACAACCGCGCCCUGCUGCGCACGUUCUUCUGGGUGCUGCUGCUGAUCUUCCUGACGGAGCUGCUGCUGAUCCUCGUGGAGAUCAUCUUCGAGAGCAAGAUGAACGAGGUUUUCCACUCCAACCUCCAGGAGGGGAUCCGGCACUACUACGACGACCUGGACUUCAAAAACAUCCUGGAUUUUGUGCAGGAAAAGUUUUCCUGCUGCGGAGGGGACGAAUUCCGGGAUUGGGAGGUGAACCGCUACCACCGGUGCAACGGCAGCGGCGCCCUGGCCUGCGGCGUGCCCCACUCCUGCUGCGUGCGAGGGGCUCCCGGAGCGGUGGUGAACACGCUGUGCGGGUACCGCGCCCUGGAAAAGGAGCGCCUGGAGCUGCUGGGCACCAUCCACGUCCGGGGCUGCAUCCACGCCGUGGGGCUCUGGCUCAAGGACAACUUCCAGGCCACCCUGGCCAUCGUCUGCUCCCUGCUGCUGCCUCAGGCGCUGGGGCUGGCGCUGGCCUGGCUGCACUGGCGGCAGCUGAACGAGCUCCGGUGCCGUUGGGAUUCCGUGGAUUCGCGGCGGAUCCCGGCGGAUCCCGGCCAGGCCCCGCUGGAUCUGCGCGGCGCCGGCUGCUGCUGGUGCCUGCCCCGGGAGGGCGGCUACGGGAACGCCGAGGAGGAGGAGGAGGAGGAGGAAGGAGCCGCCUGCCUCCGCAAAGCGUGAGGAGCAACCGGACUUGGACUUGGGGCGGAACGUGGGGAAAAUGGGAUUUUGGUUCUCGGGUCCUGGAUUUUUUUUUUUUUUUUAAUCCCAAAAAUAUGGGGUUUUAUCCCAAAAAUCCCCGGUGGAUCCCUGUGCCGAGGGCCCAGGGGGUUGUCCGUGACCUGGGGAAAGGAAAAAAUGAAAUGAAAAGGAAAAAAAGGAAGAGGAAAAAAUGCAAUUAAAAGGAAAAGGAAAAAAGGAAAAAAGGGAAAGGAAAAAAUGAAAUUAAAAGGAAAAGG